Messenger RNA from Lates calcarifer (barramundi perch), 2697 nucleotides. Its product is annotated as schwannomin-interacting protein 1. Gene Ontology annotation, cellular component: cell junction; plasma membrane. The record is from RefSeq and is a predicted model, not a curated record. NCBI's taxonomy places the organism in Eukaryota, Metazoa, Chordata, Actinopteri, Centropomidae. The transcript has 7 exons. Gene Ontology annotation, biological process: positive regulation of hippo signaling. Bases 369 to 1199 code for a protein of 276 amino acids.
GAAGGCAGCUACAGGAAGUGCCAGAGUUGAAUUCUGAGUCGAAAACAUGUUCGUGAAAUUCCUCAGGUUCGACUCCUCUGCCCUUAUGGUAUAAGAGUGAGCGAAUAGGCUCUAGUGAUAGUAGGCUAAAUGACAAAGGCGCCUAGACACAGUUUGGGUAAGAGUGCAGACUAAGACGAAUGAGACGUAUAUGGACGUAAUUUUCACUUCUUUAGCUUAGAUAAGAAAGAGUGCAGCGUGUGUGAAACUCGAUGGAAAGGAAGGAGAGGAGGAAGAUAACUAGGAGGAGCUGAGGACGGAGCUGAGCAAUGUGGCAACUCUUCUGACAACGACAUCAGUUGAGUUGUGUUUGUAUCUCGGAGAAAGUGAUGGAGGGAGAGAAGGAGAGACAGAUGCAGCAGCGGGAGGAGAAAGAGAGUAAUGAAGCAGAAGAUGACAGGAGGAGUGAUGACGAUGCUGAUAUUGGAGAGGAGGAGGAUGAAGAUUCUGAGGGUGCAACGCUGGUCUGGCAGGAAGGCUAUGGUGAGGACAAUCUGGGCCUUCCCAUAAUGCACUGGGAGGCACUGAGCCUGCGCAUCGCUGAGCUGGAGAAGCAAGAAGAGGAGAAGAAGGAGAAAAAAGCAAAGAGUGGAAUUUCUCUGGAGCGAGGCAGAGCUGCAAUGAACUGGACAGAGGAGAGAGGCAGGAGAGCAGAGACCUGGGAGGAUGGAGACGACGCCUGCAACAGUCAUGUGCUGGCACUCACCUCCCGCCUGCAGACACAGAUGAAUCUUCAGCUCUGCUUCAUCAACAACAGUGAAAGUGAGGAGGAAGAGGAGGAGAGGGAAGGAGAUAUCAGCAUGAAGGGAAGCUCCAGCACAUGGAGAGGGACGGUUCAAACUCCUCAGAUUGCUUCCAAGCCAGAGAAACCAAAAUCCAGAGGCCUCAGGAACACUUUGAGGAACCUACGAGAUAGACUGAGAACAGAUCACAAAACACUGACUGCAGCUCGUAGUGAUCCUGUAGUCCAGAGGAGACAUUUGGAGCGCAGUGAUUUGCAAAGUCUCCCUAUGAAGGAGCUAAAUGCUCUUUGUACAUCUCUCAGCCAGGCCAUACAAGACCUGAGCUCAGAGCUAGUGGGCCUUCUCCAAGUCCGGGACCAGUUGAGGACAGAGCAGGAUGCCAUGCUGCUUGAGGUCCAGGAUCUGACAUCAUUAUGAAUCUGCUGAUCACUUCCAUCUCAAGUUCAUCAGUUGAGCAGUGAGGAGUGGUUAUGUCAGCAUUUGGACAAAUAUCACAGUCUGUGAACAUUGUUGUGAAUGAGAUUGUCCCACAGUGGCCCCCACAAACAUCUCAGUCUGACCAAAAUCUUAGCCCAACCAGACAAUUGUUGGUUGGUUGGUUUGUUUGAUCUAGGCAGUGAAUGGUAAAACAUAUUUUUAACACCCUACCUUCUUACUUGGAGUCACGUUAGAGAACCAACUAGACAAUCAGUUUCAUCUACACUAUGUCCACAACAUAUGCAGGUUUAGGUCAUUUUAAACCAGCUUACACCAAGAUUGGAAGAAGGGAGGAAAAAACUUCCAAAUGUGAGCAAGGACCAUCAAUUUCAAGUUGAGUCAUUGUAUAUGAGUGAAAAGAAGACUAUUUUUUACUUUUUCUGUUACUCACCUUUAUCUGACAGCUUUUGUUUUUACAGUUAUCUUACCCUGUGCCAAUGACUCAGAUAAUUCAUUCACUACAAGAUGUGGGGGGGAAAUGAUCUUUUAACAUCCUAAACAGACACUAAAGUAUUAACCUUUUAGUAAAAUAAAAUAAAUAAAGUAAAAUAGCAAUACUAUCUUAACAGAUAUACCAGUUGGUAAAGUGAGGUUAACAAAUGAGGCUUGUUAACACUGGGGCAAUGCUUUUUGUACAUUUUGCUGUGUUUAGCAUCUUUUCUAAAGGCUUAAAACUGCAAUAUAAAAGGGACUCAUGUUAAGAGGCUGCUAAUUCUUCUGAACAACCUGUCUUUGUUGUUUUCUUGGGUUUCAAGUGUAGUUUUUUUUUUUUUUUUUUUUUUUAAAUACAUGCUUGUCUUUUUGUAGGCUAAAGAUUUCCGUUAGAAGAACCCAGUUAGCUGGAGAAUUGAUAAUAAACAGGAUAAUAGCAACAUAUGGGACCCUGUUUAACUCCUUGUUUUAUCUAUCAAUUAAUGAUAAAACCUUCACCACCAGAAAAACAAAAACAAAAACAAUGAUUUAGAUUUAGUUAUUGUCUUGUUUUAAAAUGUACAUUGAAUGGACUGGAUAUUAUUUGAGUGCAACCACUGAUACUUUUUUUUAAUUUUGGUGGUGGAUUAAUUAUUUGGUUUACUUUGGAUAGCAGAUUGUGCCUUUAAAUAAAUAAAGUGCUAGUACAAUCCGUUCCAGAGAAGAAUGUGUGUGUGUGUUUUUACACUGAACAGAUUGAUGUUCUCUGUAUUACUAAGUGACUUUAUGUAUGCAUGCCUGGGUGGGUGUGUUUUUGGUUUUGUCAGUUUAAAAUUUUAAUCAGACUAUCCAACGGUUGCUGACCAAAAUUUCAUGAUUUUUAUACUGAGUAUAAAAUAUUUUUAUCACUGAUCUUUUGUCAGGUGCUGCUUUCACAGUCAUAUCAAAACAUAGAAAUAUCUAAAACUUACUGAGGACAUUUAUGCUUCUGUUUUAACAAUACAUACACAAUAAAAUUGUUCAUAUA